AUGCCGGACGGCAAGGAAGGCCUUUCCAUAUUCAGAAAUAUGGAUCCCACUGAUAAACAUUCUUCGCCCUUGCCCUGGAGAGAGCAGGAGCACUUACAGGAUGAAAAACAAGACUACAACACAUAUAAAGAAACAGUGAACAGCCUGUUUCAGACAUUCCCAACCAUCCUGGAGCCUGUAAAACUCAGCAGAGACAGCUGUAAGACCUGUGCUGUGGUGGGAAAUUCUGGUAACUUGAAGGGAUCACGUCAUGGACCUCAGAUAGAUUUCCAUGAUUACAUCAUCAGAAUUAACAGGGGUCGCACCAAAGGCUUCGAAGAAGAUGUUGGCACCAAAACAACUCAUCAGGUCAUGUAUCCAGAGAGUGCCGUGGAUUUAGACAACUCCACUCACCUUGUGUUGACCCCAUUCAAGAUACUGGAUCUAGAGUGGCUCAGGAUGAGCAUGACAACUGGAUUUCAUGGAAUGUCCGUAAAAUCAAAAAUAGCAGCCAACAAGGAUUUGGUGAUGGUGAUCAACCCGGCUUUCAUAAGAUACGCUCAUGACACGUGGCUGGGACAGAAGGGCCGGUAUCCAUCCACUGGCUUUAUAACUUUGGCUCUUGCGCUGAACAUUUGCAAUGAGGUUCAUGUGUUUGGUUUCGGAGCAGACAAGGAUGGAAACUGGAAUCAUUACUUUGAGGAACUCCGGGACAAAAAGUUCAGAACUGGAAACCAUCCAGGACAACGGGAGUAUGAUGUUAUCCAGCAUUUAGAUGAGCAAAAACAAAUCUCCUUUUAUAGAGGGUGGUGAAUUCCUGACAUGCUGAAUGACAUGCUGCUUUCUUUGGGAGAACACUACCAGAGUGGAAGGAAGAAAUAAAAGCUAAAUUAAAAGUGUACCAGGUGGAAGUUUGUAUGAAAUGAAGCAAUUAUGCACGGUUUCAGGGUAUUCACUGUUUGUUUGUAUUUAUUUUUGAACCAGGGAUGCACUUUUAUAUUAUUGAAGGGAAUUUACUAAUAUGUUGGAGAAAGUUUUGUUGAGAUACUGUGUAUAUGUGCUUGUCAAAGCUACUGUGAUUAACUCAUGUGACAUGGUCACCCUUACAGUCUUCUCUCUACCCAAAUCUAAACAUCACAUCCACAUACAUCAAGACCAUAUGAAGAAAACACACAUUGAAAUACAACUUAAUCCACUCAGACCUCAAACGC
Molecule: messenger RNA, 1190 nt
Organism: Mugil cephalus (flathead mullet)
Lineage: Eukaryota; Metazoa; Chordata; Actinopteri; Mugiliformes; Mugilidae
Product: CMP-N-acetylneuraminate-beta-galactosamide-alpha-2,3-sialyltransferase 1-like
Exons: 6
Coding region: 1-792 (263 amino acids)
Molecular function (GO): beta-galactoside (CMP) alpha-2,3-sialyltransferase activity
Source: RefSeq, a predicted model, not a curated record